This is a messenger RNA of Hypanus sabinus (Atlantic stingray), 1654 nucleotides long. Its product is annotated as deubiquitinase DESI2. The coding region runs from base 958 to 1551 and encodes 197 amino acids. The transcript is spliced from 7 exons. Gene Ontology annotation, biological process: protein deubiquitination. The record is from RefSeq and is a predicted model, not a curated record. NCBI's taxonomy places the organism in Eukaryota, Metazoa, Chordata, Chondrichthyes, Myliobatiformes, Dasyatidae. Gene Ontology annotation, molecular function: deubiquitinase activity.
AGAGAAGCUUGAGGAACCAAGUUGCUGCUAGAAGAUCGAAUUCAGAUGGGUGAUCCUAACAAACGGGAAUGGCAAGUGUGAGGACCUCAAUGCUCCAACAGAAUUCUGGAUCAGGAACCCCAGAUGCAGGAAUUCAAGACCUCAGUUCUGGAACAAAACUCAUGGCUUCCUAAGAACCUUCAGUGGGCACCUCAUAAUGCUGAGGAUUGCUAAUUCACACGAGAUUUCCACGUCAAUGAUUUUAAGCAAGUUUUUUCGCUGCAGCUCAGCUUUAACCGUUCCCGGGCCUCUCGGAGCUGUGGACGCUUAUGAUGUAAGCAGCUCAGAGCGAGCUCCAUUUCAGUUUGCAGUCGCUGCUUUAAAAGCCAAGCCGGAUAGCCGGUUUCUCGGGCUGGCUUCAAGUGAUGUCAUCCAACUCCAGCCAGGCGAGGAAGAGCCUCGCUGCAUCGCUACCCUGGACAGCGCCGGCCACCGCUGCUGCUGGCAACACGCAGGCGGAAAAGUAACGUGCACUUCAGUGUCUCCUGAAACAAGCAAGACCAAUGGACAUUAAGCGAGCAUUCUCCAAUGGGGCAGGGGCACCUAAUGCAGUGAUUAUCUAAUGCUGCAACCAAAGCAAUUUCUAACGUGCAGCUCAGCCGGUAUAUUGUUGGGCAUUUCCAAAGCAUUUUCUUCGAAGUGCAUAAAUAUAGAUUUCUAGCCUUCAGGCUGGAUUUAUGGAGCGGGGUACUACCUAUGGAUGAACUGUCAGUACGCUCUCCCGAUCACAUUGUACGAAGUAGAGGGAGUCCUUUGCACACCGUGUAUUUUUGGACACUGGAUAGAUUUCCGAUUCUGGCUUGAAAAAAAAUAAUUGUUUCGCGUGUUUGAUCUUGAAUGCAACCGUAACGUGAGAGCGAACUGGGGCCAGUACAUGAUCUAAGGAUUAUUGGAACUGAAUGAUCUCUGCAACGAGCGAUGGCAAAUGAACCAGUCAUUCUCAAUGUUUACGAUAUGUAUUGGAUUAAUGAGUACACAUCCACACUCGGAAUAGGAGUUUUUCAUUCUGGUAUUGAGCUAUACGGAAGAGAGUAUGCCUACGGAGGCCACCCUUACUCUUUCAGUGGAAUCUUUGAGAUCACACCUGGAAAUGCUGCAGAAUUGGGAGAGACAUUUAAAUUCAAAGAGGCCAUCGCCCUUGGCACCACAGACUUCACAGAGGAAGAUGUUGACAAAAUUAUUGAAGAGCUUGGGAAGGAGUUCAAGGGCAAUGCCUACCACCUCAUGCACAAGAACUGCAACCACUUCUCUGCAGGCCUGGCAGAGAUCCUGUGUGGGAAGGAGAUCCCUCGCUGGGUGAAUCGGUUGGCUUACUUCAGUUCCUGUAUCCCAUUCCUGCAGAGUUGUCUCCCUAAGGAAUGGCUCACGCCCGCAGCUCUCCAGAGCCACAUCAGCAGCCAGGGCUUAAACAAGGACGAUCAGAGUGACACAGGAGACGAUGAGUCCCCAUCCACCUCAGCCUCUGCAACCACCUCAGGAUCUACCAGGACCUGCAGACACACCAGAGUCUAACCAUGCCUCUGAACUGUAACUUCUCUGACCCUUUUCCAGUUUUUCAUAUCUGUUUUUGUAGACUUUCUGUGAUAAGCUUUACAGCCUAGGUGUGAUACCAAGU